Syngnathus acus (greater pipefish) is the source of this 1645-nucleotide messenger RNA. RefSeq names its product reprimo, TP53 dependent G2 arrest mediator candidate a (gene rprma). The coding region runs from base 708 to 1016 and encodes 102 amino acids. The record is from RefSeq and is a predicted model, not a curated record. The transcript has a single exon. Lineage: Eukaryota; Metazoa; Chordata; Actinopteri; Syngnathiformes; Syngnathidae.
UAAUAUCGUUAUGAUGUUCUGCAGCCACAAUAACAAAUAUUUUGCUGCAUCAAAUUAAUACACUGUCCGUCAAAUGUGUGUUUCUUCAGGUAGUAUUCAUACAUGUAUUUAGGUUUUUGUUGCAGUUGUUUGCUUCCUUGCAGGUUUUGGCUAGCACUGACCCCUAUUUGGAACUGUUCAUAAUUAAUCAUAAAAAAAAAAUUCUAACAGUUAGUGUUUCAGUUUUACUUUAUUACAGGUGAGUGGAACAAUUAUGUACUCCUGUCAAAUCAUCAUGACAGUUUAAAAAAAAAUCAUCAUAAAUAAAAAAAAAGUCGUAUUAAGAAAAACCAAUCACCUCAGUUGAAUACAUUAUAUUGUACACAGGAAGGCCAGUUGACAGGACAAGAUAUGACCUCAUGGGGGCGCUCUUGCUAUAUGCCCGCUUUCAAGUCAGGCAGCGUGUGUGCGUGUUUGUGUGUGUGUAGAGGGUCUCUCUUGCUCUCUCUCUCUGGUGAUCCAUUGUGCUUCCAAACUGCGAGGGAGACCACACGAGAUGCAAAGCCGGAGCAGAGUGUUGAAGUCCAGCAGAAGACCUUUGUGUCAACUUCUCUCAGUCCCUUCCUCCUCAUCCACAUCACUCGGGAUCAACCUUCAACCCAUCCCGUCCACCUCCAACUGGGAAAGUUGAAUCAGUUUGGAGAAGGGAAGAGAAGAAAAAAGUGGCCAUGAACGCCACGGGCUUCAACCACACGGAUGGCAGCUUGUUCAACAGGACAGAGGGCAUGCUGUGCUGCAACCUGUCGUCGGUAGUGACCGACCAAGGUUUGGCGGCCGCCUCCCCGGACGAGAGGAGCCUGUUCGUCAUGCGUGUGGUUCAGAUCGCUGUCAUGUGCGUGCUGUCCCUCACCGUGGUCUUCGGCAUCUUCUUCCUGGGCUGCAACCUACUCAUCAAGUCCGAGGGCAUGAUCAACUUCUUGGUGACCGACAGGAGGCCCUCCAAAGAGGCUGAGGCGGUUAUCGUUGGAGCCUACUGAACUCAAAACCCCGGACCAAGACUUGGGACCUGUGUCCGUGCACGAUGAGAUUACCCGGGAGGUAAAAACUAGUCUCUCCUGCGGGUCCUUUUUUCUAAGAGGCUGAUUUGUUGAUGCAGUAUUCACUGUUGUAAUGUUAGUCAGUUAGCAACAGUCCUUGUUAACCAUCAUUUGAUAUGUUUAUUGGAAAAGGACCAUCAUGUAAAUAUGUACUGAAUGUGUUUUUUGCAUACAAUAAGCACAAGUGUGAGUGAUAAAUUGGAAUAAAUCGACUCUGCAAUUAAACACUUGACACAGUCUGUUUCUGUAUAGUCCAGUUUUUUAUUUGUCUCCCCAAUAUAUGUGUAUGGAGAGGCCGACUGUCGCUCAUUUCACAUUUGAGCUCAUGAGUUCAUGAUUAGAAUAUCGGAAGAGUCCAAAAUCUGUUCAGUUGCUGACGUCACCAUUUCAUGAAAAAGCAUGCACCUCUAUAUUUAUUUAUUGUGGAACGUGCCACAUAUUUUUUAAUGAAUGUUGACUUCUGUUUGUUUGCUUUCAGUUUAUCCACUUGGAAGUGGUUCUCAUGCGAUCUGACUGUAAAUAUUAACAACUGUUCUGUGCAAUCAUUAAAAAGAAAAAUAUGAAAAAAA